CGCCAUUUUGUGUUUCUGCGCCGGGUAUUUAUUACAAGAGUCGUGACUACUCAGUUUACGCUCGUAUCUGAUGUUAACACUACAUGGUUCCUGGAAUUCUUAGUUUUGCAUUUUAAGAUUGUGGGUUUCAGUAAGCUUCGCGAAGGGCUAUUUUUGAAUCGUCAUCAAUAAUCAGUUUUGCAUAUUUAAGUUAGUUUAUUUUAUUUUUAUACCGUGCCAGAAAGAAUGUCGGCCCAAAGCCCCGAAUACUCCUCGUUCUUCGCAGUGAUGGGUGCCUCUUCGGCUAUGGUGUUCAGCGCCCUAGGAGCAGCUUAUGGCACAGCUAAAAGCGGCACAGGGAUUGCAGCCAUGUCCGUGAUGAGGCCAGAGCUCAUCAUGAAGUCAAUCAUCCCCGUGGUCAUGGCGGGUAUCAUAGCCAUCUACGGCCUGGUAGUAGCAGUGUUGAUUGCCAACGGUAUCUCAAAUAACAUCAACCUCUACAAGAGUUUCCUCUACCUGGGAGCUGGACUGAGCGUGGGCCUGAGUGGGUUGGCAGCAGGCUUCGCAAUUGGCAUUGUGGGCGACGCAGGCGUGAGGGGUACAGCUCAACAGCCAAGGCUUUUUGUGGGAAUGAUCCUCAUCUUGAUUUUCGCUGAAGUCUUGGGUCUCUAUGGGCUCAUUGUUGCCCUCAUUCUCUCCACGAAAUAAAACAGCAAAAACAUGUCCACAAGAUCAAUCCUGUAUGUUGCUGCUGGAGAAAAAGUGUAAAAUGGGGGAAAAAUAGUAAGAUUUCUGCCACACAAGAUGAAAGAAGUGAAGGCAGGAAAAAAGAAUUAAAACGGCUCCAUUAAUAUGGUCUUAUCUCAACAGUGUGUACAGUUGUCCCAAUUUGAUAGUUCACUUGUAAAUGCGCAAUGUAGUGAUUUGUCUGUCGUGUGUGUGUUCAAACAUUGUAUGAUAAUUCCUUCUCUUUUUCCCUCCACUUAUUUCGGGCCUUGAGGCCAGCUGAGGCAGCUUGGCCUCUGGUCUAAGAGAGCUGACCAAAGGGCCACACAGUAAAUCCUCCACCAAUAUCAACUUGGAGGUUGACACAAUUUCUGCAUUAAGCUUGAGGAUCAGUUUGUAAAGAGAAAUGUGUAUGGACUCAAUUUCUUCCACUGAUUUUUAUUUAUAAGAAAUUGUUCAUUGAACUGUCUAAUGCAGUCUUUAAAUCCCUAGAAUAUAUUAUACAUACAUAAGGACCUAUUUAGACUUAAUGCACUGUGGGUUAAUUGUCAUAAGUGGUUGGAGUAUAAUUUUUGGUUAAUUAUUAAGGUUGCCUUUAGUAUGUUGCUGGUGGAGUGGGAGUUUUGUGUGUAGCUGUAUUCUGAUCAUUACGCAAACAUUCACAAACAUCAGUGUUUUUCCUGUAGUACUGCUGUUUGCAUUAAAGGUGUGUCUGUGCGCCCCGUGUUGGGUCUCACAAGUGUAAUUUCCAAAAUUCAUCUUUUGCAAUCCCCUGCCCCCUCAUUUGUGGUUGUACUUAAUCUCUUUCACAUUCCAGCCAUUAAAAUCCUGCAUGGGUUUCA
Molecule: messenger RNA, 1547 nt
Organism: Monopterus albus (swamp eel)
Lineage: Eukaryota; Metazoa; Chordata; Actinopteri; Synbranchiformes; Synbranchidae
Gene: atp6v0cb
Product: ATPase H+ transporting V0 subunit cb
Exons: 3
Coding region: 226-687 (153 amino acids)
Biological process (GO): proton transmembrane transport
Cellular component (GO): proton-transporting V-type ATPase, V0 domain
Molecular function (GO): proton-transporting ATPase activity, rotational mechanism
Source: RefSeq, a predicted model, not a curated record